AUGAAUUGUAGGCGCAAUCGCACUAAGUUCACAGGGGAGCAAUUGAAAAUUCUCAUCAACGCAUUCAACCGCAAACCUUACCCAAAUUAUGCUGCCAGACAAAAACUUGCUUUAGAAAUCAACAUCGAAGAAUCUAGAAUCCAGAUUUGGUUUCAGAAUCGAAGAGCUAGACACCCAGUUCUGAAGGGACCAACACCAGAGAAGGCCUUAGAAUCAAGCCAAGACCAUGAACAAGAUGACCCUGAAGAAAGGAGUCAAGCCAGGCGCUGUCGCACCUGUUAUAACUAUUCUCAGUUACACACCCUCGUGGAGGCAUUUGAGAACAACCCUUACCCUGGGAUUGAUUCCAGAGAACAACUUGCUAAAGAAAUUGGGGUUCCAGAGUCAAGAGUCCAAGUUUGGUUUCAGAAUCGAAGAUCUAGAUUACUUGCUCAGAUUCAAGAAGAACCUGAUGAGGCCCUGGGACAAAGACAAGACAAGUCGCCUGAGCACCACGUCACGUGGGGCUGCGAGGGUAAGGCUCCCUGCAGUGCCCACCUCAAGGAACACGGGAGAGUAAAUAAACGAGACACCAGCAGAAGGUGUCUUAAGAGCCGGGAAGAACCGGCCGAAGUGACCAUCGCUGUGGCCGCUUAG
Molecule: messenger RNA, 636 nt
Organism: Orycteropus afer afer
Lineage: Eukaryota; Metazoa; Chordata; Mammalia; Tubulidentata; Orycteropodidae
Source: RefSeq, a predicted model, not a curated record